This is a messenger RNA of Angiostrongylus costaricensis, 705 nucleotides long. NCBI's taxonomy places the organism in Eukaryota, Metazoa, Nematoda, Chromadorea, Rhabditida, Metastrongylidae. The record is from the annotation of a GenBank genome assembly.
AUGAACACAAGAGAACUAGCCUUUUAUGAGCUAAUGGACGAUAAUUUACGACAAUUUGUACCGGACUAUUGCGGUCGUGUUCGUGUGUGCGCAACCGUAGAAGAUGAUGGCGACUUACGGUUGAUUGCCGAACCAAUAGUAGAGUGUCACCCGAGGUUAAAGAAGUCUGGAUCAGUUCGGUUUCGUUUGGGAGAAUCCAGAAGAGUUGAAUUGAUAACGGAUCGUGUGCCUCACAAUUACUGGGCUGCUGAUUGUCAAAGCUUGGUUGUUCAUAAGUUGCUUGAAGGUUCGUAUUCGUGGUUUAUCCUUCUGAACAACAUCGUGGCGACAUUCUCCCUUCCGUGCGUCCUCGAUCUUAAGAUAGGCACGAGGCAACAUGGAGACGAUGCUUCUGAGUCUAAACGCCGUAGACAAUUGAGGAAGUGCCGCGAGUCAACCAGUGCUACGUUAGGAGUGAGGAUGGUCGGAAUGCAGCUGUAUGAAUCUAGAACAAAAUCGUAUACCUUCGUUGAUAAACAAGAAGGUCGACGGAUGGACGCAAGUGAGUUCCGAUCACAUCUGCAAAAAUUUGUUCGCUACUGUGGUAUUGGCAGAGCAGCUCGCCUUAGACAUAAGUGGGUUUAUUUGUUUGUCAUUUUGUUGCAUUUUUUAGUUUCUAUUUUCAUUUCCUCUGUGUUUUAUGUAAGCAAAAAUUUUGGUUCAUAA